AGGUGGCUUAGUUAUUGGAGAACAAACGGCACUAUGAUUCAUCAAUUCAAUAAAUGUUUCUCAUCAGACUUGUGUUGAGGUCAUGGACAUAAUGCUGCCACAUAUAAAGGUUUUGCGAAUAAUUUCAAAAAUAUAUAAAGUUGUUAGUUUAGCAUAAUUUUUCAUACAGAAUAAGAUUGAUUGAAGAAAGACAAGCACAUUAGCAAAUAUCUUUAGCUCAGAAUAUGCAUGCUGAGAAUGUUUUUAUUUUUCUACAGAAAUUAGAAGGAAAUGAGUAUAUUUACUUUAAUCCAACACCACAAUUAAAUUUGAAUGUGGCAGCAAAUGUUUUCUGGACUCAACUAUUUUUCCUUUUAGGAUAAAUACAAGUUUGGACCUCUCUCAAUUUGCUUACUUCCAAGCAACAUGCUAAGAAAAAUUAAAUGGAAAAAGCUUCUCGCAUUUCUCAAUGGCUCAUAAACUAAAUGGGUGCUUGGAAUCCGAUAAAAAUUUCUUCUAGAAGAAAUGUUUUUCAUGAAGGACUAGAUUUAGAUGAAAAAUACCAUGAUUCAAAAACUAUAACUUAUGGCCAUAAAAAUUGAAUAAGAAAAAGCAGCAACUAUACCUUAAUCCAAUCCAACAAAAAAUAAUUUGCAUUCAUGUAGUAACAAAGUGGAGUGUGACCUCACCUCGCCAAGUUUCUCUAGUGAAUCUGAAGCUCAUUCCCUUUCCAUUUCCCAACAGAAAUAACCACAAAAAGCUUCCCGCAUCUGUAACUAGCAACUCGAACAGAAUCUCGACAUGCAAGUCUUCCUCUUUACCAUUUCGGUAGCUUAUAAAUUCACAAACUUUUCUCAUUUUCACCAAGAAGUUUGGAAGCAAAAGUAUCCAUUGCAGAAGAAAUUUCAGCAAUGGGGGAGUUGGUAAAUAAAUGCAGUACAUGUCUUGAGCUUGGCCACUUGAACCAGAUGGCAACUCAGACUGUUCAUGGUGCACAGUUUGCUGCUCGAGUUUCCAACUGUGAAACUUGUGUGGAAAUUAACAAAAAGGGAAAAUGUCGGGAAAAAAAUAAGGGAGUGGUUUUGGAGAGCGAUUAUCAUAAAAGUGAAAAUAGUUCAUUUGUUCAUUCAGUCAUCAACAUGGUUGGAAUGCUUAUUGGUCUAGGACAACUAUCAACUCCUUACGCUUUAGAGAAAGGAGGUUGGAGCUCUGCAUUCAUACUCGUGGGGCUUGGCAUGGCAUGUGCUUACACAUCAUAUCUCCUAGGAAAAUGCCUGCAAGAGGAUUCCACUUCCAAAAACUACCAAGACAUAGGAGAGCAAGCAUUUGGGAGAAGAGGAAGGAUCAUAGCUUCCACAUUCAUCUACCUAGAGAUCUUCUUUGCUCUUGUCUCCUACACGAUCUCACUAAGCGAUAACUUGUCGCUUGUUUUUGCUGGUACUCGCAUUGAACUUCCUUGGCUUCAUCUCUCAACAACUCAGAUCCUCACUGUGAUAGCUGUGAUUGUUGCUCUCCCAAGUAUUUGGUUACGGGACCUCUCCUCCAUUUCUUUCCUCUCUUUCGGAGGAAUCAUCAUGUCUCUCCUCAUUUUCUCCACAGUGGGAUCAAUUGCAGUAUUUGGUGGAGUGAAAGCAAACAAGAGUAUUCCAGUUCUUCAUCUAAGUAAGAUACCUGAGAUCUCUGGCUUAUACCUUUUCAGCUAUGCAGGUCAUAUUGUUUUCCCAAACCUAUACAAGGCUAUGAAGGACCCUUCCAAGUUCACAAAGGUUUCAAUCACAAGCUUUGCCCUAGUCACAGCCCUCUACAGCGCCCUCUCCUUCCUAGGCGCCAAGCUCUUCGGACCCUCAGUCAGCUCCCAGAUCACCCUAAGCAUGCCGCCCCACCAUAUUGCCACCAAGAUCGCGCUUUGGGCCACCAUACUAACUCCCAUGACCAAAUACGCUCUCGAGUUUGCCCCUUUCGCCGUCCAGCUAGAACAUAGCCUGCCGCCGUCGAUGAGCUCCCGAACCAAGACUCUGGUGCGUGGCGCCAUAGGCUCAACUCUGCUAUUACUGAUCCUAGUGUUGGCGCUCUCCUUGCCCUACUUCGAGCACGUCCUCGGCCUCACGGGCUCUCUUGUUAGCAGCUUCAUCUGUUUAGUAUUCCCCUGCGUCUUCUACCUCAAGAUUUGCUGGCGUCGGGUGGGAAUUGCAGCGAAGGUGCUUAAUGUGAUGAUUAUCGUCGUUGGUGGAGUUUUUGGUAUAACGGGGACUGUUUCGUCGUCUAGGUCGCUAAUUGAGAGCAUUCAAAGGGCUCACUCUCGCUGAAGCUGCUUCAGAAAUUUUCCUCCUUCUGCUGCAUAUCAAGGUUGAAGAAGAGAAGAGCAAUGCCAAGGAUUUUGGUUGAAAUAAAUGCGCGGAUCAAUGGGGGACAAUGCUUCAUGUUUUUGAUAAUGUAUCAAAGCUAUUAUCCUUUAGUACUUGGAAAAAGUUCGUAGAGGCAAUUUCUCAAA
Molecule: messenger RNA, 2470 nt
Organism: Dendrobium catenatum
Lineage: Eukaryota; Viridiplantae; Streptophyta; Magnoliopsida; Asparagales; Orchidaceae
Product: amino acid transporter AVT1H
Exons: 3
Coding region: 891-2285 (464 amino acids)
Biological process (GO): amino acid transmembrane transport
Cellular component (GO): vacuolar membrane
Molecular function (GO): amino acid transmembrane transporter activity
Source: RefSeq, a predicted model, not a curated record